This is a messenger RNA of Kluyveromyces lactis, 1542 nucleotides long. RefSeq names its product snoRNP complex protein NOP56 (gene NOP56). Lineage: Eukaryota; Fungi; Ascomycota; Saccharomycetes; Saccharomycetales; Saccharomycetaceae. The coding region runs from base 1 to 1542 and encodes 513 amino acids. The transcript has a single exon. Gene Ontology annotation, cellular component: small-subunit processome; box C/D methylation guide snoRNP complex. Gene Ontology annotation, molecular function: snoRNA binding. The record is from RefSeq and is a predicted model, not a curated record.
AUGGCUCCUAUUGAAUAUCUUUUGUUCGAAGAACCUACCGGGUAUGGUAUCUUCAAAGUGAAAUUGCAACAGGAUGAUAUCGGAUCUCGUUUGAAGGAAGUCCAGCAACAGAUCAAUGAUUUCGGCUCUUUCACUAAGUUAGUUGAGUUGGUUUCUUUUGCUCCUUUCAAAGGUGCUGCUCAAGCUUUGGAAAAUGCUAAUGAUAUUUCUGAAGGUUUAGUCUCUGAACAUUUGAAAGCUUUGUUGGAUUUAAAUUUACCAAAGGGUUCUUCUAAGAAGACUGUUACUUUGGCUAUUUCUGAUAAGAACUUAGGUCCAUCCAUUAAAGAAGUUUUUCCAUUUGUUGAUUGUAUUUCUAAUGAGUUAGCUCAGGAUUUGAUUCGUGGUGUUAGAUUACACGGUGACAAAUUAUUGAAAGAUUUACAACCUGGUGAUUUGGAAAGAGCUCAACUUGGUUUGGGUCAUGCUUACUCUCGUGCUAAGGUUAAGUUCUCUGUUCAGAAAAACGAUAACCAUAUCAUUCAAGCCAUUGCUCUCUUGGAUCAAUUGGAUAAGGAUAUCAACACUUUUGCCAUGAGAGUGAAGGAAUGGUACGGUUGGCAUUUCCCAGAGUUGGCAAAGUUAGUCCCAGACAAUUACAAGUUUGCUAAACUCGUUCUAUUCAUUAAGGAUAAGGCAUCUUUGAACGAAGAAUCCUUGCACGAUUUAUCGGAAAUUUUGGAUAACGAUGCUGGUAUCAGUGAAAGAGUGAUCGAUAACGCUCGUAUCUCUAUGGGUCAAGAUCUUUCUGAAACUGAUAUGGAAAACGUUACCAUCUUCGCUAAGAGAGUUGUCUCCCUUGUUGAAUACAGGAAACAAUUAUACGAUUACCUAUGUGAGAAGAUGCACACUGUGGCUCCAAACUUGUCCGAAUUGAUCGGUGAAGUUAUCGGUGCUAGAUUGAUCUCUCAUUCUGGUUCUUUGACCAAUCUUUCUAAGCAAGCUGCCUCUACUGUCCAAAUCUUGGGUGCUGAAAAGGCAUUGUUCAGAGCUUUGAAGACUAAAGGUAACACACCAAAGUAUGGUUUGAUUUACCACAGUGGUUUCAUCGCUAAAGCUAGUGCUAAGAACAAGGGUAGAAUCUCUAGAUAUUUGGCUAACAAAUGUUCUAUGGCUUCUAGAAUCGAUAAUUACUCCGAUGAACCAUCUAACGUUUUCGGUCAAGUGCUAAAGAAACAAGUUGAACAAAGAUUGGAAUUCUAUGCUUCUGGUACCCCAACUUUGAAGAAUGAAUCUGCUAUCAAGGAAGCCAUCGAAUUGUACAAUAAAGAUAAGCCAGCUCACGAAGAAGAAGUGGAUACGACUGAAGUCUCCAAGAAGAGAAAGCUAGAAGAAUCUAACGAUGAAGAAGACUCUGAACAAGAAGAGAAGAAGGAAAAGAAGUCUAAGAAGGACAAGAAGGACAAGAAGGACAAGAAGGAAAAGAAGGAAAAGAAGGAAAAGAAAGAGAAGAAAGAGAAGAAGGAUAAGAAGGAAAAGAAGAGUAAGAAAAAUAAGGAUUAG